Penaeus vannamei (Pacific white shrimp) is the source of this 5239-nucleotide messenger RNA. RefSeq names its product Importin subunit beta Fs(2)Ket (gene Fs(2)Ket). Gene Ontology annotation, biological process: protein import into nucleus. The record is from RefSeq and is a predicted model, not a curated record. Gene Ontology annotation, cellular component: nucleus; cytoplasm. Gene Ontology annotation, molecular function: small GTPase binding; nuclear import signal receptor activity. Lineage: Eukaryota; Metazoa; Arthropoda; Malacostraca; Decapoda; Penaeidae.
UCUCGGCGAAGGGAUAUUCCUCCGCCGCACAUGUGGUAACUCCUCUACCGGUGUCUCUCGCAGGGAACUUAUUUAUCGCCGCUCGUUUCCCCAGCGCUCGCCCACAAAUAUGGAACAGGUUAUACAAAUACUCGAGAAAACCACAUCGCCAGAUAAAACUGAGUUGGAAACUGCAUUAAAUUACCUAGAGCAGGCAGCACAAUCAAAUUUGCCAGAAUAUGUGAAAGUACUGAGCGAUGUAUUGCACCAUGGAGGAAAUUCCACCGUGGCCCGAAUGGCCGCGGGUAUUCAGCUGAAAAACACAUUAGCUUCCAAUGAUCCCAAAGUUAAAGUACAGUAUCAGCAGCGGUGGCUGGCAUUUCCACCAGAUGUCAGGGACUACGUUAAGGCUAAUGUUUUGGGAGCAUUAGGUACAGAGCAAAACCGGCCAAGCUCAGCAGCACAAUGUGUUGCCUACAUUGCAUUGACAGAAAUUCCUGUAGGCCAAUGGCCAAACUUAAUAGACAGAUUGGCCAAACCCCACAAUAUAACAGCUCCUGGAGCCACAGAUAUGACAAAAGAGUCCACUCUAGAGGCUAUUGGAUAUAUUUGUCAGGAUAUAGAGCCAGAUGCCAUAGCUUCACAGAGUAACAACAUCCUCACUGCUAUUGUUCAUGGUAUGAAGCGUGAUGAACCCAAUGAUCAUGUUAGACUCGCAGCAACGACGGCACUUCUUAACUCGCUUGAAUUUACAAAACAGAACUUCGAAAGGGAUGCUGAAAGACAUUUUAUUAUGCAAGUGGUUUGUGAAGCAACCCAAUCUACCAAUACUCAAAUUAAAGUUGCUGCCCUACAGUGUUUGGUAAAAAUAAUGUCACUAUAUUAUCAGUACAUGGAGCAUUAUAUGGGACCUGCAUUGUUUGCAAUCACACUUGAAGCCAUGAAGAGUGACAUAGAUGAAGUAGCACUACAAGGCAUAGAGUUCUGGUCGAAUGUGUGUGAUGAAGAAGUGGAUCUUGCCAUUGAGGCUUCUGAGGCAGCUGAGCUUGGCCGUCCCCCAGAGAGAACCUCUCGCUUCUAUGCCAAGGGAGCAUUGCAGUAUCUAGUCCCAGUACUGAUGAUGACACUUGGAAAGCAAGAGGAAGCAGAUGAUGAUGAUGAGUGGAACCCCUGUAAAGCAGCUGGAGUGUGUGUUAUGCUUCUUGCAACAUGUACUGAAGAUGAUAUUGUACCCCAUGUCCUGCCUUUUGUAAAGGAGAAUAUUAAGCACACUGACUGGAGACUCCGAGAUGCAGCGAUAAUGGCAUUUGGUUCGAUUUUGGAAGGUCCUGAUCCAACCAAUCUUAAACCAAUGGUGGAACAGGCAAUGCCAACCCUGAUUGAGGCUCUUAGUGAUUCGUCUGUAGUGGUGCGAGACACAACAGCUUGGACUCUGGGUCGAGUGUGUGAACUAAUCCCAGAUGCAGCAUGCAAUGACACUUACCUCAAGUUAUUGCUAGAAGCAUUAGUUCACAGCUUGAAGGGAGAACCAAGGGUGGCAUCAAAUGUCUGCUGGGCUCUCAGUUCACUAGCUGAAGCUGCCUAUGAACAGGCGGAUACUGGAGAAGUUGACGGCGAGCCACCAACCUAUUGUCUGUCUGCAUUCUUUGACCCCUUGGUAGAUGUUCUUUUGCAAACUACAGACAGAGCUGAUGGAAACCAGUGUAAUUUAAGAAAUGCUGCCUAUGAGGCCCUCAUGGAACUUAUGAAGAAUUCUCCAAGGGAUUGUUAUCCAACUGUCCAAAAAACUACUAUGAUAAUUUUGGAGAGGCUUCAGCAAGUAUUGCACAUGGAGUCUCAGAUUCAGUCCCAUAGCGAUAGGGUUCAGGUGAAUGAUAUUCAGUCGCUGUUAUGUGCAACUCUCCAGUCAGUCUUAAGGAAAGUAACCCCUGAAGAUGCUCCAAAAAUCAGUGACCCCAUCAUGGCUGCUCUGCUGCAGAUGUUCCAGACGUCUCAGGGCAAGUCAGGGGGCGUGCAGGAAGAUGCACUCCUUGCUGUUUCUACUCUGGUAGAGGUGUUGGGGCAUAACUUCUUGAAGUACAUGGAAGCAUUCAAGCCUUUCUUGUCUUUGGGCCUGCGAAAUGUUGAAGACUACCCUGUAUGCUCAGCUGCCGUGGGGGUUACAGGAGACAUAUGUCGUGCUCUGGGUGAUAAAGUAGAGCCAUUCUGCGAUGAACUGAUGUCCAUGUUGGUAGAGAAUCUUGGGAAUAAUAAUGUUCACAGAAAUGUGAAACCAUCCAUACUUUCAGUAUUUGGUGAUAUGGCUUUAGCUCUAGGACCCAAGUUUACCAAAUACUUGGAAGUGGUCCUUCAAAUGCUUCACCAGGCAUCUCAAGCCCAAGUUGAUCGCUCAGACUUUGAUAUGCUGGACUAUCUUAAUGAAUUACGUGAAAGCUGUUUGGAGGCUUAUACUGGUAUUGUUCAGGGUUUAAAAGGUGAUGGGGCAACACCAAACCAGGAAGUGCAGCUCCUGCGUCAACAUGUGCCCCAUAUGAUCUCUUUCAUAACUUCCGUUGCUACAGAUGAUGAAAAAUCUGAUCCUGUUAUUGCUAGUUCAGCUGGUCUGAUUGGGGACUUGUGCUCUGUGUUUGGAACAGACAUGCUGCAAUUGGUGGAGACUGAUCCUAUCACCAAUCUGCUCUCUCAAGGCCGGCGCUCCAAGACUUCGAAGACAAAGACCCUUGCAAUGUGGGCAACUAAAGAAAUCCGUCGCUUGAAAAACAACAGCACUUGCCCCUAACUUGGCUUUUCAGAUGAGUGGCGAGUUUAGUCUGUGGUGAGUCGAUGCAGUGAGUCAGAUGCGGUGUGUCUGCAUGGAGUGAGGGAAGAGCGUUGCCCGGCUGUGGUGAGUGGUGACCGUUCAGCGCGUGGGGUGUGUGGUGAGUGAACAGACAAACAUGGACGAUCGCAAGUGCGGCAGUUUGGCCGAAUGUGCGAUGACGACCGGAUGGCCUCGGAAGAGUGUGAAAAUAUCUAAAACUUUUCUUGAAUGACGGGAAUAUCUUCUUUUAUGAGAAUAUCAGAAAAUCAUUUCCAGUGAAUCAUUCCAGCUCCCAGGAAAAGAUCUGCCUCAUUUGCUCUGUAAAGCAUGUAAAACUUUUCCAAAGUGAGUCCUAUUUAUGAACUGUGGUUUUUGAAAGCCAGUCCUUUCAAGUGCCUUUAUGUGGGAAUGAAUGGUGCUGUAGCCAUGAGUCGGGUACCCUACUGGUAACUGAUCCAUCUACUGUAAUAUAAAUACAAGUGGGGAUAGUAUUCCAGGGUGUCUAGUCAAGGGUACAAAGGAUUUUCAACUACUACCACUUCAAUUCUGUUAGUGUUAGCCAAGUUAAUCUAUUCUAUCUGCAGGGCAGCCUUCUGCUUUAUUCCAAUGCAGGUCUUUAUAGAUUUUCUGAGUCCUCUUUAAGACACAGUCUGCCAAAUAAUCUACCAAUCAGUAAUUUUUUUUUUUUUUUUUUUUUUUUUUUUUUUUUUUUCUCUUCUUUCUUUCUCUUUCAUAAACUAUUGAAGAACAUUCUUGAAAGUAGUUAAGAUCAAUUUGGGAUAAUGCAGAUAAUCUUUUCCUGUUAUUAUACAUCCUCAGUUAGUCUCCUAGUUCUUCGGUGACAGCACAUGUGUGUUUAGGGCACUAGAAUGGGAUGCGGCUCUAAUUGUUCUUUAGUGGCAUUUUGAGGCACAUAAAAACUGAAAUCAUGAACAUGAGUACCACCUAAAUAUUUCAAACAGUAUUUCAAAUGGUUAUGCUCAAUUUUUUUUUUCUAAUUUGUUUUUCUUUUUGUUAUGCAUGUUAAAUUUAAAUUAAAAAAGAGGUUAUUAUUCCCUGUCAGGUUCUCUUGAAUGAAGUAUAAAUUGUGUGCUGCUGUUUGCAAGCAAUAGUGAGUUGGAUAGUAAUGGUAUCAGCUGAUGAUUAUUGACUGGCUAAUAUUUCCCCCCAUGUACACAAGUGAGCCAUGUCAAAUCCCUCUUAGUUUGUGAUUGCUAAUGUUGCAUUUUGCAGUGUAAGCCCUAAAUGUGCAAUGUGAGAACUGAGGUGUGUCUGCAAGUUGUUGGAAGAGAGGACAUAAACCCAGUACAAUUUAGUUUUGAUUUUGCGUGAAUGAAUCUUAAUGUAUAUGGGUUAAAUCUUUCUUCCACUUACUUGUGGAAACUUAGUUGAUACCAACAACCCACCUAAGUGACUGAACUGGUACAGUGAUAGAAGAUAAUUUGCAAUUCAAUAGAUAAUGGUUUCAAAUCUUGAGGACAAUGUUACAAAGCUUCAUUUUCCAAGUACAUAAGUUUCCUUAUUUAAAGAGGUUGGGUAGUAUGGUUAAGUUUUAACACUGUGCUCAAGUUAGAGGAUUUCUAAAGAUGCCAAAAAUGGUACCAUGGAAGGAGCAAAUCUGCUGCAGUCCUGUGACUGGUGAAUGCUUGACUGUGAUAAAGAGGCCCUGUGUGAUGUGGCGCUGAGUAAGUGUGUGGUGCAAGAUGCUGUGCAGUCCAGUAGUGUUAUGAACGUAAAGUGAAAUGGACUGAAUGUUAACUUUCACACCACACUUCUUACACAACAACUGCAAAAUUCCUGAGGAAGAUGACUAAGAGUACUGGAGUGUGGAUAAGUUUACACACUUGGACUAUACAUGAACAAUAGGCGCGCAUCCGGUGCUUUCUUCCUUGCCAUGUUAGCACAUUUCCCGCAUGUUAGCAACCUGGGAAGUUGAGAGGUCUUUGAUCUUGCACCAUUCUUCCUGGGUCUGGCAUGCUGACAUCCCCAGUGACGUGACUCAAGUGACUGAGGGUGCGAGUGCAAAUUUGUUCGUUCUUGAAGGACGUGUGACUGUGAUACUGUGUUCCUCUAGUGCAAAUGAUACUGUGUGAGUGUGUACAUUCCACCAGAUGGUGUAGUAUUAGUGUACAGAAACAACACAAAGUUAAACUAAUGAACCUGCAACAAAAGUUCAUGGUUUAGCUCAUGUAGAAAUGUAACUUGUUAUUGCCUCCAAAUAGACAGAGCUUUGUGUCUGAAACUUCUUCACUAAAGUUAUUCAUGACAUACAUGAUGUAAUUUCAGUGUGUGGAUAAACCUAGUGUAUAUUUUUUCACAACCCGUUGAUAUUCAAUCUGUUUCAUUUAUAAUUUGAUUACUUCUUUUGGUACUUUAAGGCUAAUAAUUUUCCUUUAAUAAACCCUGUACUAUAUUUACAAAUGCAAACCUUUGAAUAAAUAAGUUUGUGAGAAAUGUUUA